AUGGCCCUCACCCUCCCGCAUCAUGUUCGCAUCUUCGCACCGUCAGCGAGUCUACUGCCAAUUUGCUGCCCUGACCAGACCACAACGACACCGACUGGGCCCACAGACAUGGAGAAUUUCGAUGUGUCCAACUUUGACCCUAAUGCCAUCCUGCGAGGGGCCCAGCUGACGCUCGUUGGCGUAAACCGAGCCCUCCAGAACCCAGGCCUCUUCACUUCAGAUCACUACCGCCAAGCUGCUAUCGCUGUGGCUGCUGGCAUCGCCAUCCGUGUCAUCGUUGCUAUACCCGUCGUCGGCGUACGAGUACUGUUAUGGAUUCUAUCACUCUUUGUCAACAUGGACCAUACGCACUGGGACGAAAGUGUCGUGGAUGGACUGCACUUCCUUGAGCACACCGUCCUGCAGGUCCCGUUCUUCCUCAUGACUAUGAUGCGCUAUGUCACUCCCACGCUGGACCAGAUGUUCAUGGAUUCCCUUCGUUGGGUCGAUCAAACCUACGUACAGAAACACAAGACCGAAGAUCCUCAUAACCUCCGAGCCCUAUAUCACCAGAACCUCGAACAAUACCCUAUGCACGCACCGAGAACGGACAAGGAGAAGACACCCUUGAAGCAAGCUUUGAUGAUUUAUGCUGUUAGGCAAGGUCGGAAAGCAGGCAUUUCGUUGGCAGUCUUGGCCUUGUCCUACGUCCCGUACGUAGGUCGCUUCGUUCUGCCUGCUGCCAGUUUCUACACGUUCCGGAAAUCUGUGGGAACACAACCUGCAGCAGCCAUAUUUGCUGCAUUUCUUCUGUUUCCGCGAAGAUAUCUGGUUUCGUUCCUACAGGCUUACUUCUCCUCUCGCACCCUAAUGCGUGAGCUGCUUGAACCUUACUUUGCGCGCGUUCGUUACACCCAAGACCAGAAGAAGCUGUGGUUCAAAGACCGUGCUGGCGUGCUCUUUGGAUUCGGCCUUGGCUUCUACAUCUUCGUUAAGAUUCCGCUCGUUGGCGUCCUCAUAUACGGUCUCGCUGAAGCAUCAACCGCCUACCUCAUCACCAAGAUCACUGAGCCUCCUCUUCCACCGACUGAAGCCGAGAAGUUUAAGCAGGAUUCGCUUCGCUGGAAGAACAAGCAUGAGUUCUUGAAUCUGUCCUUGCAUAACAUGGACGCAUAUAACAUCGCGAUGCAUAAACCUGCAUUUGAGUCAGAUGUCCGACAGACGCCGCGGAAGACAUUCAGCUAG
Molecule: messenger RNA, 1224 nt
Organism: Cucurbitaria berberidis CBS 394.84
Lineage: Eukaryota; Fungi; Ascomycota; Dothideomycetes; Pleosporales; Cucurbitariaceae
Exons: 5
Coding region: 1-1224 (407 amino acids)
Source: RefSeq, a predicted model, not a curated record